AUGAUGGAGUAUCCCGAUACGAUGGAUCACAUCGAGAUCCCCAUCAUCGAGACGGAAGAAUCCCUUUUUGAAGUGAUGCCAAAGUUAUCCAGCUUCAUUUCUAUGGCCGUUGGGGAUAUCGAAUAUUCCUUCGAGCAGAUGAGAUUCGGUGCCCGAGGCCAUCGCCUGAGGCAGUUAAUCCAUGCACUCGCUCAAGAUAGCCACAACCCAUUCAUCAUAGUCGCUCUGAUGAUUUUGAAAUGGAACUUUAGUAACGCCACCGAUGAUGACUGGGGUUUAAAUGAAAGUCGAGGGGCCGCCUGUGAGUUUGUUGCCUGGCAAUUCCUGUGUCAUCUCAACCAGCGUGAGACGAUUGAAUUCUUGCUCGAGGAAUUACCUCUUCCCCGCCGCAAUUCGACGAAUCUUUUCGAAGUCGAACGUGGAAAUCGAGGAUUCGUCCCUGCAGGUGACCCGGAGACGACACCACUACUCUCGGGAUCCUCAACCCCUAUCAAGUCGACUACACCUGGGAAGCAGCCCCGAGAACGCGAUAGGAAUGGAGAGCCCCACGAAGGCCCACAUGGCCGUCAACCAGAGCGCAUUGAUAUUUUACCAUACUCGCAAUUCUUUGGAUUGAAUGCAUUGGAGAUUGCCACAGUUGCUCAAGCAAAGAUGUUCCUCAGCCAGCGCGUGGUUCAACGCGUUGUCAAUGACAUCUGGAACGGGCGGAUAGUCUUCUGGGAUUCUCUCACAGUGCAUUCGAAGAAGAAGCCCCAGCUCUUUAAUAGGAAAACCGCCGAUCCGUACUCUCGUCUGAGAGUUCCCGUUUAUCGAAAGAUGUUUGAGGCUGCAUUUUUCCUCUCAUUUUUGCUUCUUUACUAUUCGGUGCUUGUGGAACGAAAUCAGACAAGGGUUGGAUUUUUUGAAGCGCUGAUGGAUGUUUGGAUUGCCGCCUUUGCUUACGAUGAACUCAGCGGGCUCGUCGAUGCAGGUGUGUUGUUCUACCAGAUGGACUUCUGGAGCCUCUGGAAUCUUGGCAUCAUCGGGGUAGGCUUUGCUUUCAUCAUAGCCCGAGCCAUCGGGCUAGCCAGGGGUGACAACUACAUUCUGAAUUUCUCAUUUGACAUUCUUUCCCUCGAGGCACUUUUUCUUGUGCCAAGGAUCUGCUCGCUCGUGAGCCUGAAUUCAUACUUCGGCAGCCUAAUUCCCGUACUUAAGGAAAUGAUUUAUGCCGGUGGUGAUGGUCUUGUAUAUCGAUGUGGGCGGAUGGCUACAGGGUUCUUGACGACAUUUACCAUGCUUGCGCGUGACCGUCUGUCACUGAAGGAAAUGUCAGAGAUGUUGGUGAAAGUUUUCUUUGGAUCGGGUUCACUUGGACUAGACAGCGCGUUUGAAAUCUCCCCGAUCUUCGGCUAUGGCUUGAUGUUGAUUUUCGUUUCGAUGACCAACAUCUUGCUUCUCUCCUCACUGAUUAGCUUGAUGAGCAUGAGUCUUGAAGGGGUGAUGCUGCAUGCCAGAGAGGAAUACCUUUUCCAACUAUCCAUCUAUGUGUUGGAAAGCAGUAAUUCCCGACGUUUGACGUAUUUCAUGCCGCCCCUGAAUCUUAUCCCGCUGCUCUGUAUUCGCCCCAUGAGGUUGCUUUUGUCUGCGGAGGUGGUUCGCCGGGUUCGCAUCGUUCUCUCCCGAGCAACCCAUCUGCCAUUUGUGAUGCUUAUCUGGAUGUACGAGUCAAGUCGUCGACAUCUCUCAUCGCCAUCAACCGGUCGGUUGCCGCCGACAUCGUCACAAGAACAUGGUACUUCUGUUGUCGAGCCCAGUGUGUCUAAAUGCCUGGACCCACUGCACCCUUCUGUAGUCGAAACAUGUCGCCUGGGCCUGGGAAAUGAGCAAAUGCAUGUGGAUCGACACGACAGGCAGGAACCAAACCCCGCGCGGCCCGGACAGGCACAGGCACAGGCACAGGCACAGGCACAGGCACAGGCACAGACAGAUCAGAUCACGGAGAUGAUCGCAUCCAUAGAACGGCUUCGAGUUCAAGUGGAGCGCGCCACAGCAAAGUUAGAAGCGCAGCAGAGCAAGAAUUAG
This is a messenger RNA of Penicillium manginii, 2064 nucleotides long. RefSeq lists its product as uncharacterized. The coding region runs from base 1 to 2064 and encodes 687 amino acids. Lineage: Eukaryota; Fungi; Ascomycota; Eurotiomycetes; Eurotiales; Aspergillaceae. The record is from RefSeq and is a predicted model, not a curated record. The transcript is spliced from 16 exons.